Molecule: messenger RNA, 240 nt
Organism: Monoraphidium neglectum
Lineage: Eukaryota; Viridiplantae; Chlorophyta; Chlorophyceae; Sphaeropleales; Selenastraceae
Exons: 1
Coding region: 1-240 (79 amino acids)
Source: RefSeq, a predicted model, not a curated record
AUGGCUCUCACCAGCUCCCGUAUGGCGGCGCGGCCCAUGGCCUCGAAGGCCGUGGCCCAGCGGGCCGUGAUCAGCCGGUCCCGGGUCGUCCGCGCUAAGGCCGCGGCUGCCUCUGGCGAGGAUCUUGGCUUCAAGACCAUGCGUGAUGGCGUGAAGGUUGCUGCGGAGGAGACGCUGCUGAGCCCGCGUUUCUACACCACGUGCGUGACCCCACGGCACCGGGGCGCGUGUGCGCAAUGA